Choloepus didactylus (southern two-toed sloth) is the source of this 1553-nucleotide messenger RNA. RefSeq names its product histone H2A type 1. The record is from RefSeq and is a predicted model, not a curated record. Gene Ontology annotation, cellular component: nucleosome. The transcript has a single exon. Gene Ontology annotation, molecular function: structural constituent of chromatin; DNA binding; protein heterodimerization activity. NCBI's taxonomy places the organism in Eukaryota, Metazoa, Chordata, Mammalia, Pilosa, Megalonychidae. Bases 4 to 396 code for a protein of 130 amino acids.
ACCAUGUCUGGACGCGGCAAACAGGGCGGUAAAGCUCGCGCUAAGGCGAAAACGCGCUCUUCCCGGGCAGGACUGCAGUUUCCUGUUGGCCGAGUACAUCGCCUUCUCCGCAAGGGGAAUUAUGCAGAGCGGGUGGGGGCUGGCGCCCCGGUGUACCUGGCGGCGGUGCUGGAGUACCUAACGGCCGAGAUCUUGGAGCUGGCGGGAAACGCGGCCCGCGACAAUAAGAAGACCCGCAUUAUCCCGCGCCACCUGCAACUGGCCAUCCGCAAUGAUGAGGAGCUUAAUAAACUACUGGGUAAGGUCACUAUAGCGCAGGGCGGUGUCCUGCCCAACAUCCAGGCGGUACUGCUGCCUAAGAAGACUGAGAGUCAUCAUAAGGCCAAGGGCAAAUAAAAGUCUGCACUUGGAUUAAGGAUCAAUUUACAGUAACUCUGACAACUCGAAGCCAAAGGCUCUUUUCAGAGCCACCCACGUAUUCUAGAAAAGAGCUUAACAUUUGUUGUGGGGAUGACCCCAACAGUUUUAUCAUUUCCCUUCCUGAUUAAAAUAGUUAAAAUAGAGUAUAGAUAAUUUGCUGGUAGGUUAAGAUGAAAUAGGUCAGGGGAGGGAACAACAUUAGCAUGUUCUAGGUUCUAAAGAGGGAGUUUAUUUAAGUAGACCUGUCAUUCUAUUUGGCUCUUAGUUUAAAACCAAUUUGAGUGUACAGUCAGCCGGUAGCUUUCUCAGUUAACAAAGGAGACAGGCACAGAAGCGUCGCCCUGGCUCGUUUAUAAGUGCAGCCAGCAGUUGGCUACCCAGGUCGGUCUCGGUACCGUGGCGCUGCGUGAAGUCCGCUCCUACUAGAAGUCUGCCAGUUUCAGUGCUUGGUGCUCAAGAUAACGCACCCUUCCGGACCGACCUGAGCCUCCAGAGCUCGGCCGUGAUCUUGCUGCAAGAGGCGUGCGAGGCCUACCAGCAGAAGGCUCAUCAAUGACAUCCAACCUGUGCGCCAUCCACGCCAAGCGCGUCACCAUCAUGCCCAAGGAUCUGUCCAGCUCGCCUGCAGAUCAUUGGGUAGAGCUUUGAGAUAUCUACACCUCCCCAAAAGCUGCCUGUCAGCCAGAACUUUUUUUUUCCCUUUUUUCCUGACAGUAGAUAAAGCUCAGUUCUUUGUUUUACCCCGAGUAGCGAGGCACUUCCUCCCCACUCUGUACCUAAAUUUACCCUCUUAAAAUGAAACGAGUAAAAUAAUGGGAAGACCACCCUGAGACCAGGCAAAGGCUGAGGAAGAUUUGAAAUAACCUCUAAAAUCUCAAGUGCUGUUGCCUCAUGAGAACUUGGCAGAAUAGACUAAUAAAACCUUAAAACCAAGAAGUUUGAGGAAAUGUUUCCCGUAAGUAUUGCCUUUCAAAUGUAAAGUGUUAAGAAAUCGCCCAGUCACCGUGGAGAAGGAAAAUAAUACAAAUAGAGGACUACGGUAGUGUUUGACAAGGGGCUGUUUUAUGGGUGUUGUACAGAGUGUUUGCUGGUGCUUCUGACAAACCGAGGUCUCCGGGCUCCUCUGACAGGGU